AUGGGUUCGUCUCUGUAUACUGGUGGACAAGCGUUGUUUAUAUGUGUAGCGUUCAUAGUCAUAGAUCUCGCUGUCAACAUGUUGGGCCUAGCUUGGAAUGGAAAGUACUUUACAAUUGACAAUAUUGCCCAUUGGUUCGAUCUGAAAGCCUACGAUUUCCGUAAGAAUCCUGUGGAUUUUUUGGCGGUUGCAUUGAUCCGUGAUAGUAUUUUACUGGGUGGGGCUGUUUCUGCAUGGGCGUCUCCCAGCGGAUUUGGACAAGUGGCUGAAAAGUGCAAAAACAUCGUAUUUGCUGUGAUUCUCAUUAUAGUCGCGUUUGCUCCUUCCAAACUUCUAGCAUUUUAUGAAGAUGAUAAUAUCCAAUUGGCAGUUGGUGAUUGGAUUCUAAUGAUUUGGUGCACAUUUGCCAGCUUGAUACUUCAAGGAAUUUGGUCGUCAGUUCUCACGCAUGUUUCUGAAUCUGUAGCUGGUACCGGGGAUAGUCUUCUUUUCGGUGAUGUUGAACAUGAAGAAAGGCUUCGCCGAGAAGAAGAAGAAAAAGCUGCCGAGCAAAGAGAAACUUUCAAACUUCUAUAUCGUCUCUUAGGCUACAUGGGACGCCAAUGGAAAUAUUAUGGAAUGGCGUUUUUCUUUUUGCUAUGCUAUUCGUUGAGUCGUGUUUUUAUUCCAUAUUAUACUGGAGAAGUUGUCACUGCUGUUUUUGGAGAGCAAGCUUCCUAUGAAAGACUUCAUCGUACCGUUUUCAUUAUGGCAAUGCUUUCGUUGGCUUGUACGAUAUCUGGAGGUCUUCGAGGCGGCUCUUUCACAUAUGCACAUGCGACAAUAGAUCGACAAAUUAGAAGCGAUUUAUUUAAAGCAGUCGUUCGACAAGAAAUUGGGUUUUUCGAUAUGAACAAGACUGGAGAAAUUUGCUCGAGACUUUCUGCGGAUUGUCAAACUAUGUCGAAUACACUUUCACUUUACAUGAAUGUCCUUACAAGAAAUCUUACAAUGUUAUUCGGUUCGCUUAUUUUCAUGUUCACAUUAUCUUGGAGACUAUCUAUGAUCACGUUGAUCAACAUUCCCAUAAUUUUUUUAAUAAACAAAAUCUUCGGAGUCUGGUAUGAUGAAUUGUCCGAAGAAACACAAAAUUCUGUUGCGAAGGCUAAUGAUGUUGCUGAAGAAGUCUUGAGUUCAAUUAGAACUGUGAAAAGUUUUGCCUGUGAAAAUUACGAAUCAAGUCGUUUUCUUCAAUUCUUGAACGUGACUUUGAAAAUUGCAACCCGCAAAGUUUUCGUAGUUAUUGGAUUAAUUUGGUCUAAUGAGCUACUUCAAAUGGGAAUUUUAACAAUUGUACUCUGGUAUGGCGGACAUUUAGUUAUUGAAAGCAAGGUCGAAUCUGGAUUAUUGGUGUCAUUUUUGUUGUACCAAUUUCAACUCGGAGAAAAUCUUCGGGAGCUUGGAGAAGUGUGGAACGGAUUGAUGCAAGCUGUUGGGGCAUCGAGAAAGGUGUUUGAGUUCAUUGACAGAGAUCCAAAGGUCGAAAACAAUGGAACUUAUAAGCCAGACGUGAUGACUGGAAAGAUAGAGUUCAAGAAUGUUGCUUUUUCGUACCCAAUUCGCCCAGAUUUGCCUAUUAUGACUGACCUUUCAUUCACAGUAGAACCUGGAGAAGUUGUUGCUCUUGUCGGGCCAUCUGGUGGAGGAAAAUCGUCAUGCAUUGCCAUGCUUGAGCAUUUCUACGAGCCCACUAGCGGUGAAGUAUUGAUCGAUGGCGUCUCGGUGAGAGAAUACGAUCACAAAUACCUUCACACAAAAAUCGCCCUGGUUGGACAAGAACCAGUACUGUAUGCUAGGUCUGUUACUGAGAACAUUGGAUAUGGAAUGGACAAAUAUGAUGACGACAUGGUUCAAAAAUCAGCGAAACUUGCGAAUGCUCAUCAAUUCAUAAUGGAUACUUCGGAUGGUUAUAAUACUGAUGUUGGAGAAAAGGGAAGUCAGAUGUCAGGAGGGCAGAAGCAAAGAAUAGCAAUAGCUAGAGCUCUUGUUAGACAACCUGUUGUUUUAUUGUUAGAUGAAGCCACGUCUGCGCUCGAUGCCGAAUCGGAGCACACGGUCCAAGAAGCUAUUUCAAAAAAUCUAAAAGGAAAAACUGUUAUUUUAAUUGCUCACAGGCUUUCGACCGUCGAAAACGCGGAUAAAAUCGUGGUCAUAAAUAAGGGCAAAGUUGAACAAAUGGGAAAUCACAAAGAAUUGAUGGAACAGGAUGGAUUGUACAAACAGCUGGUUCAACGUCAAAUGAUGGGUGGUGAUGAAGACGAUUUAGAGGAGGAUAUUGAGCCAAUUCGAGAAUCAACUCCAGCGAGAAGUCGAACGUCUGGUGGCCGACGUAUUAAAAGUCCAUCUCAGUCAGUGAGCCAGUCAUUCCUUGGAACUUCUUUUGCUAGCAGUUACCUUUAA
Caenorhabditis bovis is the source of this 2439-nucleotide messenger RNA. The record is from the annotation of a GenBank genome assembly. NCBI's taxonomy places the organism in Eukaryota, Metazoa, Nematoda, Chromadorea, Rhabditida, Rhabditidae.